GCCUUCACCGGAGGUGCGAUCAUCAAUAUUGACGAAAAUCAGCAUUGGUGCUGAGGUAUUGGAAACCGCCUCCCGCUUCAGCUAUCUUAGGAGUGUGAUGUCGACUGAUCAGCAGCUACACAGUGAGCUGCGCAUCAGCCUCUCGGAGGCAGCGGCGGCAUUCGGAAGCUAGAUUACCGAGUGUGGAACAAUCAUCAGCUUACCGUUGGCACGAAGCUGAUGGUGUGUAAAUUCGUGGUGCUGUCCUUCUAUACGACAAUGAAACGUGGGCGAUGUACCGGUGGGAUGUGCGAUAUCUUAAGCGGUUCCAUCAAUAGUUUGCGACAGAUUCUGCGCAUCGGUUGGUGCGACAGAGUUGCGGACACGGAAUUGUUGCGUCUAACUGGAGUGUAUGCGGUGGACUGCAUACGUUUGCUGAGACACCUGUGGUGACUCGAUCAUGUGAGCCGUAUGGAUCCGACCCGGAUACCGAAACAACUAUUAGAUAGUCAGUUGAUUAUUGGGAAGCAACAUGUGGGGAAACCAAAGUUACGUUACCAGGAUAUGAUCAAAGUGAGCCUCUCACAUUCAAAUCUUGAUUGUAGGUCAUGGGAAUCGAAGGCGGUUUAUCGGCGUGCAUGGCGCGAUCUGAUCACGAAGACAGUUGACGAAGUGCGGGAGAAAGACCUCAUGCAUGCAGAGAAAAAGCGGCAAGCACCGAUGGGUUGUACUCCAUCGACAUCGAGCGCAUGGUGCUGUAACACAUGCGGUCACGAGUGCCUGAGUCAGGCAGACCUAGUGAGCUAUGGGCGAGACCACUCGGGACCAACAUCGAAGCGACGACGAGUCCUGCAGAGAACGUAGACGGAACCGGCGCAGCGUUUGCAGGUACGCUGCAUUCGACUGACUAACCGCGUGCUUGCAUGCUAAGUCUCGUCAUUUCAGGUG
This is a messenger RNA of Dicrocoelium dendriticum, 927 nucleotides long. NCBI's taxonomy places the organism in Eukaryota, Metazoa, Platyhelminthes, Trematoda, Plagiorchiida, Dicrocoeliidae. The record is from the annotation of a GenBank genome assembly.